CUUCAAUUAAAACACCCUCAGUCAGUCCUUACCCCUCUCUCUCUCUCUUCUCCCCCAAAAACCCUAAUCUGAACAAGUAUCAAAAGCCCCCCAACUGUAUCUCCCUCUCCCUUCUCUUCGAAGAUACAACAGCUCGAGAUCAAAUCCCUGUUCGAAUCCGAUACUAUGAGAAAUCAAUGCCUCCGCCUUCUUCUCCUCCGCUGCCACUCUCCAUCUCAGCCUCGCAUUUCUCAGGUACACCAUCUUCGCUCCUUCACUUCCUCGCUCCUCCACGCACCUGCACGUGCACCUCUCGCGAUCCCGAUUCCCUUCGCACUCCGUCGUCGUUUCACGUCAUCCCCGGAGUUCGCCGUCGCGCCUCCCAAGCCACCGUCCGAUCAAGCUACUCUCUUAGCGGAAAUCUUCGCUAAACCUGAAAUGUCUGUUGACGAGAUUAAGUCUGAUUUAGAUGAUAAGAACGUUAUUAUGUCGCAUGAUUUGAUUUUGAAUGUGCUAAAGAAUCCCGAUAUUGAUCCUGAUGUUGCUAAGCGGAUUUUUAAUUGGGUUUCGGGUAGUCAGAGCGAGAUUUUGAGCUCUAAUUCGUAUAAUCUGAUGAUAGGGAUCUUAGGUGCUAAUGGUCUUGUUAAGGAAACUUGGGAAUUGAUUGAUAUUAUGAAAAAGAAAGGGUACGGUGUGAAGAAAGGCGCAUUUCUUAGAAUUUCUGAGAGGUUUAUGAAAGAUGGUGCUAGUGAUGAGGUUGAGAAAUUGAAGGAUUUGUAUGCUACGGGUUCUGCUAGCCGCAAGGACAAUGAUGUUGCCGGAGGAGAUUCCGGUGGAAGCGACUGUGUUAGGGUUUGUGAAAUAAUUGGGAAACAAGUUUGGGGAGAUGAUGUGGAGAAACAGUUAAAAGAAUUGAAUGUGGAGUUCUCGAGUGAUCUGGUCACGAGGGUGCUAGGGACUCUUGAAGUUGAUCCCAAUAAAGCAUUGAUUUUCUUUAGGUGGAUUGAGGAAUGUGGUGUCUUUGAGCAUGAUCAGCAUUCGUAUAAUGCGCUGGCUAGAGUGUUGGGUAAAGAAGAUCACAGUCAGAAGUUCUGGAGGUUCGUUGAUGAAAUGAGAAGUGAAGGGCAUGAGAUGGCGAGGGAGACCUAUGUUAGUGUCUCUCAGCAGUUUCUGAAGAAGAAAAUGACAGAGGAUGCUGUGAAUUUGUAUGAAUUUGCAGCGAAUGGUGGGAAUAAGCCGUCUGUUGAGGACUGCACUUUGCUCUUGAAGAAAAUAGUGGCCAGCAAGGAACUAGAUAUGGACUUGUUUCUGAAAGUAGUUGAGGUCUUCAAGGCCAAUGGAAAUUCAUUUACUGAUAACAUCCUCGAUGGAGUUGUGAAGUCUUUGAUUAGUGUGGGGAGGAUGAACGAGUGCAAUAGGAUAUUGGCAGCGAUGAAGGAGGCUGGUUACGUACCUUCUGGUGCUCUGCAACGUAAGGUUGCCUUCAAGCUCGGUAGGUUUGGAGAAACAGGAAAGGCGCUGGAGUUUGUGGAUAAGAUGGUGCCUUCCUCAGAUUACAUGACGUGGAUAUCUUUGGUUAAAGGAUUCUGUGAGGAGCAGAAUCUGGAGGGAGCAUCUCUUGGUGUUGAAAAGAUGGUUAAGAAACUGGGUGCCUCCACUUGUGGCGGGCGCCCUCUAGCCUUUUUGGUCGGCACAUACUGUCAGAAAAACAAGCCAUUGCGUGCAUACAAGCUUCUUUCGAAGAUGGUCAAUGAGGAAGGGUUAAGGCCAUGGCACUCGACAUACAGAACAUUAACGAGGAGUCUAUUAGCUAGAAAACAUUUCAAAGAAGCUCUAGGUGUUAUGUGUAUGAUGAAGAACCAAGGAUACCCUCCAGAUUUGGAUUCCUUCAUCCCCUACCUCGCCAAAAGAGGAACUACUGAAGAUGCUCUUACAUUUACACAAGGCAUGAUGUCAAAGAGACGCCCAGCGACUCAUGUGUUUCUUCGUUUGUUUGAGGCGUAUCUUUCAGCUGGAAGACAGUCUGAGGCGCACGACUUCCUGGCGAAAUGCCCAAGUCACAUUAAAGAUCAUGCUGAUGUUUUGGAUCUGUUUUCUUCUAAAAACUCUGGUGCAACCGAGAAGAAGGCUGCAGGUGUUGCUGUGUAGUGUUUAGAUGUAAAAGUUUUGUUUUUGGAACACUAUUGAGUUAUUGGUCCUGUUUUUCAAUAUUUGCCAAUUUAUUUAUAUUGGAAGGAUAUGCUGAAUCUUGAUAUGAACUGAUCAAUAAUGUGAUAGAAAUCUGAUUUUUGCACUGCCUUGCUUCAUAAA
Molecule: messenger RNA, 2289 nt
Organism: Salvia miltiorrhiza (redroot sage)
Lineage: Eukaryota; Viridiplantae; Streptophyta; Magnoliopsida; Lamiales; Lamiaceae
Product: pentatricopeptide repeat-containing protein At3g02490, mitochondrial-like
Exons: 1
Coding region: 166-2127 (653 amino acids)
Biological process (GO): RNA splicing
Molecular function (GO): protein binding
Source: RefSeq, a predicted model, not a curated record